AUGUCUUUAGCUGAUUCCAAUGCUGGUGAUUUGGAUUUCGGACAAGAGGUGACGCUGGGUGAUAAGCUUAAAGGAUUCAAAUCCUCCGGGUUUGAUCCCGAAAAUUAUGUAUCAACCAAAUGCCGCACAACCAGCGAAAAGGAAAUUAAGCACUUGGUGACUUGUCUUCUGGAUCUAAAGAAGGCCUCAGCAGAAGAAAUGAGAAAAAGUGUUUAUGCUAAUUACCCUUCCUUCAUUCGUGUAUCAAGGGAGAUCUCUGAUCUUGAGGGACAACUAGUAGCCUUGCGGAACCUUUUAUCCAACCGUGCAACUAUUAUUCAUACUUUAGCAGAGGGCAUUGGGGUAGAACCCAUGUCGUCUUCUGGUCCUGGGUCGAGGAAAAAUGCUAGCUUCGACUUGGAAGAUAGAGAACCUUCUGAGAUGGAAGUUUGGUUGUCACAAUACAUGGACAAUUUGAAUAUUUUGUUAGCCGAAAGAAGAGUAGAUGAAGCUUUAGCUUCCCUUGACGAGGGAGAACGUGUGGCAAAGGAAAAAAGAUCAACUAUGCCAACCAUGCUACUCUCUUCAUUACAGGCUACUAUCACUCAGCAAAGACAAAAACUAGCAGAUCAAAUUGCAGAAUCUGCCUGCCAGCCUUCUUCUAGUGGCGCAGAGCUUCGAUCAUCUGUAGAAAUAAUCAAACGACUUGGUGAUGGUCCACGGGCCCAUACACUACUUCUUAACUCACACCACCACAAGUUACAAUCUAAAAUUCAAGGUAUUCAGACAUCGGGCUCAACAUAUGGUGUGGCCUACACUGCUGCCCUGUCUCAACUAGUCUUUUCAAUCAUAGCUCAGGCAUCAAGUGAUUCUUUAGCCAUAUUUGGUGAUCAACCCUUGUACACAUCUGAACUUGUGACAUGGUCUGUCAAGCAGACCAAUACUUUCGCGAAUCUCAUGAAGAGACAUGUAAUUGGUUCACCUUCCGCUUCAGGGGGGCUGCGAACUGUAGCCGAGUGUGUUCAGAUUUCAAUGGGUCAUUGUUAUCUAUUAGAAGCUCAUGGAUUGGCACUUGCACCCGUCCUCCUCAGACAUUUUAGGCCGUGUGUUGAACAAGCGUUGAAUGCUAACUUGAAAAGGAUUGAGCAAGGUACUGCUGCUCUAGCAGCUGCAGAUGAUUGGUCACUCAGCUUCCCACCUGUCGGCUCUCGUUCUUUGGGUACUACUGCUUCCCUUGGAAGUUCAAAUGUAUCUCAGCUAAAGUUGUCAAGUAGCGCUCAUAGAUUUAAUGUGUUGGUUCAGGAAAUGUGUGAGGAUGUUGGACUCCUCAGGUCGUUGCAGUUUUCAAACCGGGCCAUGGAAGGUCUUGUACAAGUAUUUAAAUCAUAUGUUCACAUGCUAGUAAAUGCAUUGCCUGGUUCAUCUGAGACCGAGAACUUGGAAGGUAGAAUUGUGAGGAUCGCAGAGGAUGAAACUCAGCAGAUAGCAUUACUAAAUAAUGCAUAUUUGUUAGCGGAUGAGCUACUUCCACGAGCAGCCAUCAAGUUAUUGCCUGCACAACAGUGUCUUGCCCCUGAUACCCCUAGAAGAGCUUCAGAAAAACAACUACGUACUCCAGAGCAAAGAGAAUUAAAGAAACAACUCCUUCGAUUUGUUGAUCAGCUGAAAGAUAGUUUUUGUAGAAAACAUGCCCUCAAUCUCAUCUUUACAGAUGAUGGAGGUGCCCGACUUAAUGCGCAGAGGUACUUGAGUAUGGAUGAAAGUUUAGAAGAACCGGAAUGGUUCCCAUCUCCAAUAUAUCAGGAACUGUUUGUUAAGCUGUGUACCGUUUCAAGCUUAGCAUCCAAGAUGUUUAUGGAAAGGCAAAAGUUUACCACCCUUCUUUUGAUUAGACUAACAGAAACAGUAGCUUUGUGGCUUUCUGAUGAACAAAGUUUUUGGGAAGAAGUUGAACACGGGCCAAAGCGUCUAGGACCUUUUGGGCUUCGACAGUUUUAUCUAGAUAUGCAGUUUAUUAUAGUCUUUGCCAAACAAGGGCGUUACUUAUCACGGAGUCUACGAGAAGUUAUCCAGGGUAUCAUUUCAAGAGUUAUGGAAUCGGUUGCUGCUGUGGAUACAGAUCCUUAUAGCUUGUUACCUGAGGAUGAUUGGUUCACUAAUACCGGUCAAGUUGCAAUUAAGAUGUUGACCGGAACUGACACCUUGGAAAAUGUAGAAGUUACAAGUCCAACAGCUUCUUUGUCAAUUGUGUCUCAAGGGAGUAAUUAGUGCAUCUUCGCUCGCAAACAGGAUCCUUACAAAAUGGCUUAGUACUUAUACCAUGAAGAGUGUUAUAUCUUGCUAAUUACUCCAAACUAACUGGAGAUGUAUGGAUGUUACAUCACUUUGACUACUUGGAAAACGCAACAAGUGGAUCGCCUUCAUUGGGCUACUAUACGCGGCUUGCGCACACGCAUACGACACAGACUUUGUUUUG
Molecule: messenger RNA, 2455 nt
Organism: Erigeron canadensis
Lineage: Eukaryota; Viridiplantae; Streptophyta; Magnoliopsida; Asterales; Asteraceae
Product: exocyst complex component EXO84A-like
Exons: 8
Coding region: 1-2247 (748 amino acids)
Biological process (GO): intracellular protein localization; Golgi to plasma membrane transport; exocytosis
Cellular component (GO): exocyst
Source: RefSeq, a predicted model, not a curated record